Messenger RNA from Schistosoma mattheei, 2153 nucleotides. Lineage: Eukaryota; Metazoa; Platyhelminthes; Trematoda; Strigeidida; Schistosomatidae. The record is from the annotation of a GenBank genome assembly.
UUUUGGUCCGUUUGUCUAAAGGUUAGUUUCCAUCGUGUACUGGUGUUAUGUUUGUCUAGGUAUAUUAGCAUGAUGCGCCCGUUUAUUGAUUCUAAGGCUGACCAGGAUAAAAAGUUGUUCAUCGGCGGUUUAAGUCCUAAAACAGAUGAGAACUCGCUCAAAAAUUAUUACGGUCAAUGGGGUGAAAUCAUUGAUGUUGUCGUUAUGAAAGAUCCUAGAUCUCAGAAAUCUCGAGGGUUUGGUUUUGUGACAUAUAAAGAUUCCUCGUCCGUUGAUGCUGCACAAAACAAUCGCCCACAUACUAUAGAUGGAAAGGAGGUGGAUACCAAGCGUGCCAUGCCCAGAGAGGAAACAAGUCCUGAGGUUCAUGCUGCAGUGAAGAAAAUUUUUGUUGGUGCUUUAAAGAAGGAUGUAACAAAUGAAGAUCUUAGUGAUUACUUUUCUCAGUUUGGGACCGUAACUGAUGCACAGAUUGUUAUAGCUAAAGAUACGAAUACAUCCCGGGGCUUCGCAUUCGUUACUUUUGAUGACACAGAUGCAGUAGACAAAGUUAUUUUAGCUCGACCACAUACUAUCAAAGACUCCAAAGCAGAUGUACGAAAAGCACUCAGCCGAGAAGAAAUGAAUAAAAUGAGGUCAAAACCUGCACCUGUGAGAACAGACUAUAACGGUGGUGGCUGGCACGACAAUGCAAACGGAGGUUUCCAGCCUCAAUCAUGGAUCAGGGCUACAAUCAACCUUACGCACACCAACAGCCUUAUGCUUAUAACGGAGCAGGCUAUGGUUAUGGUGGUUACGAUGCAGGUUGCCCUGCAGGUGGUUGGCCUAAUGCUUCCGAUGGAUUCGGCAAUUAUCAGCAACAAGCCUAUGGUGGUGGUCCGAUGAGGGCGACACCUGCAAAUGCACAGUAUUCCCGUCCUGCUCCAUAUUCCGGUAAUGGUUGGCAACGCUGACGUUAAUUUUGUUAUUUCAAUACCAAACGCCUAGUGCAUUUUGACAACUUUUUAUCACUUGCUGUAAAAUAUACAAAUCAAUUAUUCUGCUAUUGCCUUGUACUCCCAGCCGCUUGAUGCUAAUGUUGAGAAGCUAGUUAGGUCGCUAUUGGAAAAAGAUAAGGUAUGGCACAUUUGCGACUCGUCACAUCGAUUCCCAGUUGUAUACUCAAUAUGGAGAGGAAGCUCCCGUGAGACUCCAUGGAGAACUGGAUUGUGUUGCAGCAAGGAGGUUACAAUCAAUUCAAAGGUGGUCAGCAAACAAGAAAAUAUUGAACAAAAGUGAAAGCCAUAUCAGGAAAGUGAUAUAACUCUGGAAGUCAUACUAUUUCAUGGGACUUUUACAAGAACCUUUAUUAUUUCGAAUCAGUCAUUUGACACAAUAACACUGAGACAUUAGAAUAACGUUCGUUAAACUUAAAGAUCAUUUAGAACGCUGACAAAACCCAGAUGGAAAUCAUUGUCUGAAUUUAUUGCACAACAUGGUAAACAUUAAUUUUAAAAAUGAAGUCCAAUUAGAACGAACAUAAAAAUAGAAACAGACUGAUAUUACAAAAUGAAGAGAAUAUGUAUUGAUUUGCAAGACUAGUGUUCGCAACUGUAGUGAGGGGAAAAUAUAAAGUUAUUUUUACAUAUAUAUUGAAUGAUCCAAAAUGACUGUGUUCUCCAGGAUUUCAAUGCAAUGUUAAUUUUCAGAAAUGACAAUCAGUUAAAUAUAAAUGGGUUAUCAAGUUUUAUGACGAAAAUGACAUGUCAUUAUCGGGGUGUGUGCUACUGACGUCGACAGAUAUAAAUAGUAUGUAUCAUCAAUAAAAAGUGAAAUGCCUGGUGGCAGAAGGCUAAGAAGUUCAAAGAAAAUAGAACGUGAACAGAGAAUGAUUAGUCUGGAAAAGUCUUAGACGACUGAUUGACGGUUUGCAAAUGAAGUAUUUACUGUACGGUUCUCAGAUUUUACUAAAACGUUUUCUAAUUUUUUGUGUUCAAAUGCAUUUGGCUGUCACUUCUGUUGUUAUUGUUCACUACACUAUCUCUAAAUUGAAAAGUAUUGCAGGCUAGUAAUUUACUUGCACAAUUACAUAAGCUAGGAUAAUUAAUAAUGAAGUUACUGAUGAUCAUACAUCUGUGGAAAUUUACAUAUUUUAUUGAUCUUGUACGCAGAAA